Molecule: messenger RNA, 1284 nt
Organism: Scedosporium apiospermum
Lineage: Eukaryota; Fungi; Ascomycota; Sordariomycetes; Microascales; Microascaceae
Exons: 4
Coding region: 1-1284 (427 amino acids)
Molecular function (GO): protein binding
Source: RefSeq, a predicted model, not a curated record
AUGGACCUUCACUCCACCUUAUUAGGGUUAAUCCUCCUCUCUGCACCUACACUAGCAGUGGCGCUAACUUCCUCCCGAUGUCCGGCAGACCACGGCCAGGCGCUCAGCGGUACGGCUGUCCGCCGUAGCACCUGUCCUCUGCCAGUCGACGACUACACUGCGUCUCGCACCGGCGAAUGGAGCCCAUGGACAGAAGAACCGCAAUGUGUCUAUCCUGAAGUCGAGGACUGGGAUGAAGACGUCAAAUUCUGCGUCUACACUUUUGGGACGUACAAUCUCGGUGAUGGAAUAAGCUUGCUCACGACCCCAGAGGCGGCGGCGAAUAUCGCCGGGGCUCUCUGGAACCCGGAGCCAGCUUGGAGAGCUCGAAAGCAUCGCCGACGGAAUACUAACUCUGAAGCUUCCGGGGAGAUAAAGUACAGGUUGGAAGAGAUUCCCGGGAAGGGUAUUGGCGCCGUGGCCACUCAAAAAAUCUUGCGUAAGGAAGUCUUUAUAACCGAUCUUCCUUCCCUUCUCAUUGAUGCCAGGCUGGAGACUCUCUCGGAGCGCCCCAUAGAAGAGUUUGAGGAAGAAAGAAAGGAAAUUUACGAGAAGGCCGUGGCGAAUCUUCUGGGGAAAGAUAGGGUGUUGCGGCUUGCGUCGAGCAGAGGCGAUAGCACUGUCGAUGACAUUUUCAAGACCAACUCUUUUCUGGUGGCUAUGGAUGAAGGCGGCAACCACAACGGCCUCUUCCCCGAGAUAGCGCGAAUCAAUCACGAUUGUGAUCCUAACGCCUCUGCUCGGUUUUCAAACGAAAAGUUUACGAUGACAGCCAUGGCUCUAAGAGAUAUUGAGCCAGGCGAGGAAAUUUCUUUUAAUUAUAUUCCCUGGGGUCUCGCAUCCGACCACCGGGAUUAUAUGACCACCCACUUCUUCGGUUUCAAAUGCCGAUGCUCGUUAUGUACGGCCCCACCCGAGGACAUCAAACUAUCGGACACCCGUCGGCGACGAAUCCAGGAGCUGGAAGUCUCACUCCACAGCGGCAACGAACCCUACGAAAGUGCUGUCGACAAGACCCAAGAACUUCUCAAUCUGGCCAACGAGGAGGGUCUCCAUGGCAAGAUGCAAGAGUUCUACCUCGAUCUUAUGGGGGUCUUUUACGACUACGGCGACUACCAAAAUGCUCUCGUCUUCGCGGAGAUGGCGUUGAACCUGGCAAAAGACUUCGAGGAACCCGGUGGAAGCGUCAUAUCUGGGAUAAGGGCCAAUAUCGGGGUCCUGAGGGGUUUGGUCGAAACAAGCUAG